AUGCGUGCUAUUGAUAAUUUGAAUUAUCUUCGACCAUUAUUAACAUCUUCAUAUUCAACAUCAAACAAUACAACGACACUCACUACAUUACAUCUCGGCAACAAUAGACUCAGAGAUGUUGGAGCACAGCCUUUGGCUGAUGCAUUAAAACACAACACAACACUCACCACAUUAAAAAUCGUCGAAAACCAAAUUGGAGAUCUUGGAGUAGCAUAUUUGGCUGAUGCAUUACAACAUAAUACGACACUCACCACACUGGAACUUUGGGAGAAUAGCAUCGGCAAGCUUGGAGCACAAUUUUUAGGUGAAGCAUUACAACACAACACGGCACUUACGAAAUUAGAUCUCGCCUGGAAUGCAAUCAAAGAUGUUGGAGCACAAUCGUUGGGUGAUGCAUUAAAACACAACACAACACUCACUACAUUAGAUCUCGGCAGCAAUAAAGUCGGGAAGGCUGGAGCACAAUCUUUAGGUGAUGGAUUACAACACAAUACAACACUGACCUCAUUAAGACUCGUCGACAAUAAAAUCGGGCAAGUUGGUGCACAAUUUUUGGGUGAUGCAUUACAACACAACAAAACACUGAACACAUUAAAUCUUAGCGACAAUCAAAUCGGAGAUAUUGGUGCACAAUUUUUAGCUGAUGCAUUAAAACACAACACAGCACUGGCUAAACUAGAUCUCGGCGGCAAUAAAAUCGGAGAUAUGGGUGCUCAAUCUUUGGGUAAUGCUUUAGAAGACAACAUAACACUCACCGAAUUAGAUCUGAUGGAAAAUGAAAUCGGAGACGUUGGAGCACACUUUUUGAUUGAUGCAUUACAACAUAAUACAAGACUCAUCAUACUAGAUCUCACCGGUCAUAAAAUCGGAGAUGCUGGAGCACAAGCUUUGCGUGAAGCACUACAACACAAUACGACACUCACCGAAUUAAAUCUCGGCUACAAUAAAAUCGGAGCUGCUGGAGCACAAGCUUUGGCUGAAGCACUAGAGCACAAUACAACAAUCACCACCCUAGAUCUCGCCGGUAAUAAAAUCGGAGAUGCUGGAGCACAAUCUCUGGGUGAUGCAUUACAACACAACAAAGUAGCACUCAUUCCAUCUUUAUAUAAACCAUGUCUUUAA
Molecule: messenger RNA, 1122 nt
Organism: Adineta steineri
Lineage: Eukaryota; Metazoa; Rotifera; Eurotatoria; Adinetida; Adinetidae
Source: the annotation of a GenBank genome assembly